Molecule: messenger RNA, 2118 nt
Organism: Aspergillus campestris IBT 28561
Lineage: Eukaryota; Fungi; Ascomycota; Eurotiomycetes; Eurotiales; Aspergillaceae
Product: C2H2 type zinc finger domain protein
Exons: 6
Coding region: 1-2118 (705 amino acids)
Biological process (GO): regulation of transcription by RNA polymerase II; DNA-templated transcription
Cellular component (GO): chromatin
Molecular function (GO): zinc ion binding; DNA-binding transcription factor activity, RNA polymerase II-specific; RNA polymerase II cis-regulatory region sequence-specific DNA binding
Source: RefSeq, a predicted model, not a curated record
AUGAAAAACUUGGUGUGUCGUGUGUGCCAGAAAGCCUUCUCCAAGGCUGAGCAUUUGAGGCCAUUCAUCUGCAAAAGGUGUAACCGACCAUUUGCUCGUCAAGAUGCCCUAGCAAGACACGAGAAAUUACACACUCGUGUGCCAGCCGCCAAGGUGACUCAGGGGCAAGACCCCCAUGAAACUCUGUCCCAGACCACCGACGCAGAGACGCUCUCCAGUUGGGAGACCACCAAGGUACCCCUCGAGUCCCCAGCGUCAGUCAAUGUGCCGACUCAAUCAUGGGGAGAGCCGCUGUGCAAUCAGGAUGCGCGAGAGCCCACAGCUCCGGAUCUGGACUUGGCCCUAAUCUGGCCAGACUCGGAGGACCUGUUCCAAAGUAUCAUAUCGUCUGAUACCACUGACCAAUGGCAAAUGCCUCUGGGAACGCACCCCUUCCCACCAGUCGUGCAGGACUUCAACUCGUUCAAUCUUGGGUCUCCCAACUCGUUCGACAAUCGAUCCUCCUCUAUUGGUGCCAUUCCGUCUGGGGGAAGUCACCAGGCUGUUCGUGAUGUAACGGAGAUGGUAAACACCUCGUCCUCGAGUGUGACGGCAGCGGUCAAAGCUACAUCAAUUACAUCUGUCUUCCUAGAUGAGUGCCUGCAUAUGUUCUUUGUGCGAUUCAUCCCUACGUUUCCCAUUCUCCAUCGAGCAACGUUCGUCUUCCGAGAAAGCACCCACCCACUACUCCUUAAUGCAAUGGCUCUUGGGUCUCUGUACUUGGGGCCAAAGGACUCUGUUACGAAGGGCGAAGCUCUGUGGCAUCUCGCACACACAGCAGUUGCAACGUCGUGGCAAUCGCUGAUUACACACCGCGGGCCGUAUGAUGCAUGCAGAGGAGUCCAGCUUCUCAUCACUGCCCUCCUGGGCCAGAUCUACGGCGCGUUGUCCAAGAACAGAAUCAUCCGCACUACGAGCCAGGUCUUCCGGCCGAUGGGCUUCUCCUGGGCGAGACACUGUGGCAUGGUAGAUAGUGCGCCCUUUUCUAUGGACGAUGUUCCAUGUCCGGACACACCUGGUAUCGACAAAGACCACCAAUGGCGUACCUGGGCGGCAAGAGAGAUCCAACAACGUGCUUUGCUUGCCUAUCAUAUCCUAGAUGGUCUUGUAGCCCAGAUGUCUGGUGACGGCGCAUCCACGCGCCAUCUAGCCAAUCCACUCGUUCUCCCCAGCUCCGAGGCAGCAUUUGAUGCGAGCAAUCCGGACGAGUGGCUAGUGCACAUGCGCAGCCAGAAGACUGAACAGUUUUCAUUCCGACUGGUCUUUCGCUCAUUGUUUCCCACCGAUGGUAGUCUUCGGCCCCUGGACUACCAACUGUCUGCUCUGGGCCUCCGUGUAGUUCUCGAGGGUCUACAGUCUCUCGUAUCGGACUUGGACGAGAGUGACUAUGCCGCGGUUGGGGUUCCGGAUCGCUCCAGUGUACGGAAGGCGUUGGCCCAUGUGCAUGAGACUAUAUCUAUGAGCAUUUGCUUGUCUAAUCCUGAAAAGCUGGAGGUGCUUUUGCGAUGGCAUACCAUAUGUCUAGAUACAAUGAUUAACUCUACCAUUCUUUGCAGGCAUGUCUGCUCUCGAUAUAACAUCCCUCAGCAUGUCUCUGCGGGUUCUCGAGCAACAAAGCCAGGGUUUGACAUCGCCAAGUGGAUCAAUACACAGGAUGCCCGCCGAUCUCUUCUCCAUGCAAUUGCAAUUCAGGAUAUAAUUGAGCAGCUCCCUCGGGGCCGAGCGCACGUUAUCCACAUGCCCAGCUCACUUUUCGCUGCGGCGACUAUUUACGUGGUCUUCUCCCUCGCGGGGGUCGCCACGGUUCAUCUUCCACACACCAUUGUGUGGCAGGAUGCUCUUUUGUCUGACGCUGAUCUGAAUCUGGGGUCCCACAGCGUCCAAACCCUGAUGCGGACCGAAACCAAACGGUUUGUGGAGGAAGGGCAAACGGAUAGCUUAUCUGGCGUCGGGGCUGCGCGAAACCUCCUGUACGAAAUGAACUCCAUGCAGAAGCUAUUCCGUUGCUUGAUUUCCCAGUGGGGAAUCGCUCAUGACAUGGAGGAAAUUGUUGACCGGUGGAUCAGCCUUUGCCACUGA